Molecule: messenger RNA, 1703 nt
Organism: Archocentrus centrarchus (flier cichlid)
Lineage: Eukaryota; Metazoa; Chordata; Actinopteri; Cichliformes; Cichlidae
Exons: 11
Coding region: 1-1086 (361 amino acids)
Biological process (GO): immune response; cell surface receptor signaling pathway
Cellular component (GO): external side of plasma membrane
Molecular function (GO): transmembrane signaling receptor activity
Source: RefSeq, a predicted model, not a curated record
AUGAACACUGAUGUGGGCGACAAGAGAGAUAUUAGAGGAGGAGGUCUGUACCACUGCAGAGGAGGGAGAGGAGAUCCAGCUUUCUUCUCUGAGGACAGCAAUGAAGUCACUGUGGAGGAAACUGAUCCCAUUAAGCCCACUGUGAUCCUGCAGCCAUCCUGGACUCAGAUAUUCAGCGGUGAGACAGUCACUGUCAGAUGUGAGAUUCAGGGAGGUGGAGGAACUCAGUGGACGUAUGAAUGGAGUCCAGCCAAGUUAAACACACCUCCAACAUCCAGUGAAUACAGAAUCAGCAGAGCUGCUGAGUCUGACAGUGGAGGAUACAGAUGCCGGGGCAGAAGGGACUAUUUGUUAACAGGGUGGAGUGAUACCAUCACACUGACUGUAUCAUAUAAACCAAAGGCUGAACUGAGAGCUGAUAACACAGCUGUUCCAGUAGGGGGCAGUGUGAGCCUGACCUGCUCUGUGAGCCUAUCAUCACCAUCAUCAUCAUCAUCUGGUUGGAAAUACUACUGGUACAGAGAUGAGAAACACUCUGAACCUCUGACCACACAAGAUGCAGUUUUCCUCUCAAAUGGACAAAUCAGAGUCUCACAGGAAGGACUCUACAGGUGCAGAGGAGGAAGAGGAGACCCAGUUUACUACACAGAGGACAGUCAGUCAGUCUGGAUUAACAAGACUGGUUUCAGAGGUGAAUGCUGGUCGUUUCUUGUGCCGUUCAUGGUUGGACUGGUUUGUGGAAGUUCACUGAUUGUUGCUGUGCUGCUGUGCUGUAUGUGCUGCCGCACAAGGAUAAAAGAUCCAUGUGGUCACAGCUUCAUGCAGUCUCCAAACAUCAAUCAAGGCUCUGCUACGCCCCAAACAGCCGACCAAAGUGAAACUCAAGUUUACUCCUCUCUUCUCCACGGAGAUCUUUGUGUCUAUGAAUCAGUCAGAAACUCUGGAAACACUCAAAGUGGGGGAGCAGCAGGUGAACACAGUAAUGCAGCAUCUACUAUUCAGCUUGAUGAGAGGAGGAGACAUGAUGCUGCAGAGGAGAGCUCUGACUACAAUAAUGUGAAUCCUGAUUCAGCCUCAGGUCCAUAAAGAGGCUCGUGGACAACAACACAACAACAACAUUCAGCUUUUAACAUUCACACAAUUGCUGCCAUUUAAACUUCAGACUCAGAGUCAUUUGUGCGUUUAGUUUAAAGAAUGAGAUGCUCUGGAUUUUCAGCAUAAAUGGAAGAUGAUACAGUCGACCUUUGUAUUCAUGCUCAUUGUGUUUCUUUCUGCUACAAUAAAUGUAGUGUUGAGGUGAAAUAUUGUGGGGCCAUAUCUAUCCAGUAUGUGUGUGUACAGAUACCUGUGUACAGAAGCUCUCCUGUGAUGCUUCUUUCAUCAGCUGCUGUAAAUGUUCCCCAUACAGUAUGAUGCUGAUUUCCCAUCAGGCCACUGAGAGGAACACAGUGUCGCCUUUUUGCCUUUAUUCUAUCUGCUUUUGUGUUGUGCGUUUGGGCGCAUCGUCCGAGUCCUGACAAAGUUACGGUCAAAUAUUCUGCUCAUUUGUAUUUUGUAUAGAAGAUUCACUGAAUAUCAUAUUUACUCUUAAUAAAAAUACUAGUGUAACUCACUUCCUCCUGAAUUGUACAUGUGAUGCAGCUCUGCAGCUUCCUUUAUGCUCCAGUGUGCUGCUCGUGUUUCCUGUUGGUAUAAAAUAAUGU